This is a messenger RNA of Durusdinium trenchii, 711 nucleotides long. Lineage: Eukaryota; Dinophyceae; Suessiales; Symbiodiniaceae. The record is from the annotation of a GenBank genome assembly.
AUGGUCCGUUUGAUUCGUCUUCUGAAGCUGGCUCGUAUGCUGAAGAUGGGCAAGCUGGUGCAGAGGAUCGAGGACAUGUUGGACCUGUCUCCGUUGACUUUGAGGUGCAUCAACCUGGGAACAAAGCUCACAGUGAUGUCUCACUUCCUGGGCUGUUUUUGGUUCUUUGUGUCCACUCAUGGAGACCCAGAAGCUGAUCAAUGCCAAUCUGGAUUGCUUGAGUGUAACUCCACUUUGCCUGGAACCACAUGGUGGGAGGAAGUGAACAUAAAGCCUGAUGACAAGUUUGACCAGUACAUUGCAUCAAUAUACUGGGCUUUUACAACAAUGACAACUGUAGGCUACGGGGACAUCCAUCCAAGAAGUGACCGAGAAAGAGUGUAUGCGAUUGUGGCAAUGAUUUUCGGAGCAACCAUGUUUGGAUAUAUCAUUGGAUCAAUCGCUGCUCUUGCUGGCCAAGAGCGGGGCAUUGAGGCACUCACGAAGAAAAGACUCUCGCUGGUUCGUGUCUUCUGCGAGGAGCAGAGAGUCAGUGAAAACAAGGUUCGUGAGGUUAUGAAGCAUUACCAGUUCUUCUACAAAGAGCGAUCCCCUUUCAACGAGACUGCGUUAAUGAUGGACCUGCCAAACUGGAUACGCAAGAAGGUUGCCAGGCACAUUCAUCGAGAAGCUAUUUCCAAGCUUGGCAUCUUUGUAGGUGCCGUCUGUUGA